Molecule: messenger RNA, 6459 nt
Organism: Engraulis encrasicolus (European anchovy)
Lineage: Eukaryota; Metazoa; Chordata; Actinopteri; Clupeiformes; Engraulidae
Gene: slc38a3b
Product: solute carrier family 38 member 3b
Exons: 17
Coding region: 809-2359 (516 amino acids)
Biological process (GO): L-glutamine transport; histidine transport; asparagine transport
Cellular component (GO): plasma membrane
Molecular function (GO): L-histidine transmembrane transporter activity; L-asparagine transmembrane transporter activity; L-glutamine transmembrane transporter activity
Source: RefSeq, a predicted model, not a curated record
UGAACAAGCCACAAAGAUUGGGAUGCUGUCACUCCCCUGAGCAAAUGCUUUGCCAAAACGGAGGGGAGAAUGAAAGGCAACCACAGGCAUCACACAACGGUUUGAGAACCAACAAGAACCCUACACAUGUACGCCCAAUGCUAUAAGUGGCAGUGGUCUCAGCCAGUGCACAUCCACCAUGUAGCAGGCUUCAUAAGAUCCUGGUCUACAGUAACUGCCUUCAGAAGAGAUCAGGUCUGACUCAAAUGAAUUGAGCUCAUUCGCCCCACUCUAAACGAAGCAGCGACUAAUUCAAGUCACUGAAUAAUACCAUUGUGGCAUGUGCUCCUAGUAAUAAAUUGUGAUAUGAAGACCCAGACCUUUAAAGGAAUAUUUAAAGUUCCCUCAUGGAAAACUGAUUAGACCAAGAGAUUGAAACAAACGUCGGCAUUAGGGGACACUCAUCACUGAAGCGCACUCAGCGAACAAAGGCGCUGGAUUGGGGAGCUUGGUAUGGAGGCGGGACCUGCACAGCCCCCACUACUACUACUACCUCCUUCAAGCACCAGAGAUCCUCAGCACGGUUAAAUCUCGAGAAGAAGAGAAAAGACUGACACUUCCCUUGGUCUACACAAGCCGUAUGGUCAACAGUAGAACGCGGGAGGCUGAGGAAAAUUAAGGAGAAAAGAAAGCAGAAGAAAGAAGAACAAGAUACUGCGGAGGAAUUUAUUUUUUAAACAAGUGCGCCUGUACUCCAAGCUCUGACACCUGUGAGACCUACCUGACCAAAGACCAGCCAAGAAUUGUGGGAGACCCUUGUGUGUUCGACAUGGAGCCCACCCAAUCAGAGAUGAGCAUCCUUGCCAACGGGAAAAGCAAUGGUCUGGCGGAGGAUAUGUGCGUACCGGCGAAGGCCUUGCUUGUGGCGGAGCAAAACGGUACUCACACCAACAGAUUCGAUGAUCCAGAGGGAGUCACAGCAGAGAGCGAAGAGUUCCUGCCCAAUGGCGACGGGAAGAAGCCUGCGAAAUUCACUGACUUUGAAGGGAAGACCUCUUUCGGCAUGUCCGUUUUUAACCUGGGCAACGCUAUCAUGGGAAGUGGCAUCCUUGGACUGUCAUACGCCAUGGCAAACACUGGCAUCCUGCUCUUUCUCUUCCUCCUGACGGCAGUGGCUUGCCUCUCUUCGUUCUCCAUUCAUCUCCUGGUGAAGGCUUCUGGAAUUGUGGGUAUUCGGGCCUAUGAGCAGCUUGGCAUGAGGGCUUUUGGCACUCCAGGCAAGAUGGCUGCCGGCAUCGCCAUCACCCUGCAGAACAUCGGAGCCAUGUCCAGCUACUUGUACAUCGUCAAGUCCGAGUUCCCAUUGGUCAUCCAGGCCUUUCUGAGGGCGGACCCUUCCUCUGGGGAGUGGUAUUUAAAUGGCAACUAUCUGGUGGUGCUGGUCAGUGUCCUAAUUAUCUUGCCCCUGGCCCUCAUGAAGCAGCUGGGUUACCUGGGCUACACCAGUGGAUUCUCUCUCAGCUGCAUGGUCUUCUUCCUCUCUGCUGUGAUCUACAAAAAGUUUCAGAUCCCCUGUCCUUUUGAAGACUACACCUCCAAUGCGACCGCCCAUCACAUUAUGGCUAACGUGACAUUGGAGGACCAUAGCCACGCCUACCAGAACGGCCACGUUGAGCUGGACGACGCCUGUGCACCCCGCAUGAUCACAUUCAACACACAGACGGCCUACACUAUUCCUAUUCUGGCGUUUGCCUUCGUGUGCCACCCUGAGGUCCUGCCCAUCUACACUGAGCUUCGCAAUCCUACCGCCAAGAAGAUGCAGAGGGUCUCCAACCUCGCCCUGCUCAUCAUGUACGUGAUGUACUUCCUGGCUGCUCUCUUCGGCUACCUGACCUUCUAUGGGAGGGUGGAGCCAGAGCUUCUGCACACCUACAGCCGCAUCGACCCCUACGACAUCCUGAUCCUGUGCGUGCGAUUGGCCGUGCUCACUGCCGUCACUCUUACUGUGCCAAUCGUCUUGUUCCCUGUGCGUCGGGCCAUUCAGCAGAUGCUCUUCCCCACCAGUGCCUUCAGCUGGCUGCGUCACAUCGCCAUCGCCGUCAUCCUCCUCACCUGCAUCUGCAUGCUCGUCAUCUUCGCACCUAACAUCCUCGGCAUCUUUGGCGUCAUCGGUGCCACCUCUGCCCCCUGCCUCAUCUUCAUCUUCCCUUCCAUCUUCUACCUGCGCAUCGUGCCUGUCGACAAGGAGCCCAUGACCUCCACCACCAAGAUUGUGGCCGUGUGCUUUGUUGUUCUUGGUCUGGUCUUCAUGGUGAUGAGUUUGAGUUUCAUCAUCAUCGAUUGGACAACAGGCAGCAGCAGUGGCUUGGGUGGACACUAGGGGGGGCCCUCACCGUAGACGGUGUGUGUGAUGUGUACUUGUGAGAAUGUAAGAAUAAGUGUGUGUGUGUGUGUGUGUGUGUGUGUGUGUGUGUGUGUGUGUGUGUGUGUGUGUGUGUGUGUGUGUGUGUGUGUGUGUGUGUGUGUGUGUGUGUGUGUGUGUGGUGGCUAGUCAAGGUGAGGGUGAAAGUCCAUCAGUAGGGUAUCCGGGAUGCGGGACAGUGAAAAAGACUUUUGAUGGUUUUUUUUAUGUACAAAAGUUCUCUUUAACAAACCAAAAACAUAUCAGUCUAAUGAGAAAGCCCUGGGUUCAAUCCAGUGGACCUGGGCCUUUUUUUAAAAAGGAAGAAAAUCUGCUUUUAUUCUUCUAUUAUCAAUUUGAUCAAUUUUGUUUUAUAUUGAUUUUGUAAGUAUUGUAUCACACCCAAAAAGUCACUGUGUUAUUCAACAUUGACUGACAAACAAACUAGCACAAAAAGUUAGGAAAGAACCGGCAACUAUUAUUAUUAUUAUAAAUAACAUCUGUCCAAUGGCCGUAAAUUCUUCCUUAUACCAGGAUAUUGAAACUACUCUUAUGUACUGCAGAAUCAGAUAAUACAAUAAUUCCCCAAUUCUCAAUUGUUCACUCACAACAACAUGUGUUGAAGAGGCAAAGAAAGGUGUAUCCAAAAUCGGACGCGUUUAUUUUUCUCCAACUACAGAAUGUCCUUAGUGUCAACCAGAAUUUAUCUCUUCCUACAUACCUCACCCUGCCAUCCCUAGUCACGCCCCAUACAUACAUACAUACACACAGCACAGCAGUAUGUUUAAAGGUAUUUUGUACACUUUUUUUCAGUAGGGAAACACUUGAUAUUAUGUGCGUGUAUGUACAUAUGUAGUGUUAGGUACUUAUCUAUAUGUAUAUACGCACACACAUGCAGACAGGCGCUCACGUUGCCUUUUUGAUGUUAUUUGCCUUUUUAUUAGAAUGAUACGCUAAUGUGAUUUUUAAGGUGAAUGUCUGUAGAAAAAGAAAAGGGAGAUGGUCAGUCGUCAGAAGUAUUUCCCCGACUCUGAUUUUGAGUGGAGUAGCAGGGUUUGUGCUGCUGUUGUGUGAAGUGCCAAAGCCUGCUGUAAACCACAUAUUAGAUCACAGAUCAAAGUUGGGCUCGAUAGACUCCCGACUUCUCUGUACAUGCCGAAUAGAUUAUUAUUAUUAUUAUUAUUAUUAUUAUUAUUGUUAUUCAGGAGAGGUUCUUGAAAAAAUAAUGAAAACAUCCAAAAAACAUAAUAUCUAUUUAUUUUAAUAUGUAUGAAGCAUUUUUAAUUAUUUUUUUCCAGACAUACACAUUUUAGCAAACCGUGUGAGUAAUCCAAUAUAUUAUUAUUAUUAUUAUUACCAGGUACUUGAUUCUUUAUUCCAGUGCCUGUUUUGUAUAUUAGACUAGAGACACAAUGAUUCAGGAGUUACUAUGUGCAAAUCAGCAGUCUCAGCUUUUUGAAGUUUUGCAGGACAAAAAAAGGGGCUUAGCUUCAGGAUGGCUCACUACUGCCCCCUAAGGGCUUCUUUGUUGUGUGUUUGAAUGUGGUAGUUUACAAUGUAUUGUCUUUGGAUCACUGAAGGAGCCUCUCCUGAUACUUAGGAGAUUUGUAGUGUUACUUCAACACUGAGAUUCAAGAUUCAAGAUUCAAGAUUGGUUUAGUGGUCCCCAAAAGGAAAUUUGUCUCAAGUUGCCACAUAACACCUAACAAAAUGCAGUGACAGUAUAGACUUACAGUGUAGUCAUAGAGAUAGGCUACUCAGAAUACAUACGUAGUGCACCCUUCGAGAGCAACACUAUGGGUGUCCCUCUAAGUGUUGAAUUAACUCUACAAAAUGUAUGCUGUAGAGGGCUGUUGCCAGCAGACAUAUUCAACUGGUACAGCACGUGGCCUUUCCUGCCCCUGCCACGCUAAAGAGGCACACGUGAAACUGAUGCCAGCUUGCAGAGGCCUAUGCCCACACUCGAAACAAACCAGCUGGCAAUAGGAUAUUAGUGCAGUGGAAGUGUUGAGAAGACGUGGCAUACUCUAAAUUCUGCCACUCUUAAAAGAGGUGCUAGUGGGUAACUUAAGUAGACCUCCCUCCUGCCAUCUAAUACAGUUACAGGCACUGGCUGAGCUAGUAUCCAGGCUUUUAGCUGACUUGGCAGCGCGCCCUCCUCCUACACCAGAGUUUGUUGUGAGGUUGUGGGGUCGAGACUGCGUUUGGACUGCGCAAGAUGAGGUCCAUUAUACCCACACUUAACCCACAGUCACACUGGUAAUUGGAUUGUUUUGGGAAGCAGUGUCAUGCUCUGAAUUGUUAUUUUUUUGUUUUCCUGUAACCCAUGAGCAGACAGACAGACAAGUGUGAUUUGUGUUGUUAUAUAAGGCAGUUGUUUGUCCAGUUGUGUUAGAAGUGGAGCAGUAAUUGAUGUCAGUGCGCUGUAGUAUUUUUUGUUUACUUCCUGUAUGUCCCCGUCUGAACACCGUAUUAUCAGAGAGAGUAGAGACAGAGAGGUUCCAUUGGCCCAUUGUUUCCGGGUUCUAUUAUUAGGCAGACCUGAGGACUGUUCUAUUCAAUGCUAGGAGCAUUAUGACACGCCCCUUUAGGCAGACCGGAACCUGGUCAUGUUAGGUGCCCAUAGAAACCUAUUAUGUUGGCAUAUCUCUAUACUUAAAGAAUCUCUGGUAUUACCCUUCCCUGGCCUGGAUACAGACUGGGGUUCCAAAGGUGUACUGUGUUGGCACCACAAGAGCACACUGCACUACGGCGCACCAGCUACCAGUACAGUGCUAGGUGCAGUGAAGAUAACUGUUAAACAUAUUCACCCUACAUACUGUAUAUCCGCACUUACAAUGACUUGCUCAUGUGUAACAGCUGCCCACAAGCUUGUUACAGCAAUGUUCGAGCACUUAUUUGAGCCAAAAGUAUAUUUUUUUCUUCGUAUUUGCUUUGCUUUAUUUCAUAUUUACACUUCAUUUUAGGUCAUCUUUUGUACAUUUUCACUUCUUAAAAACUGCACCUCUGAAUAGGAAAAACUUUACGUUACGAAUUCAUCCUUGCAGAUCACAAAGCUUGUAGAUAUGGUCUGAUGCCUCACAUGCAAUAUAUUCUAGCAUGCAACACAAUUCCAAUCUUGCUGUCGAUUUUGGACUUUUGCAAGGCAUUCGACUUUUAAAUAAUUGUUAGUGUCCGGCAUUUCAUACGGCCUUAGUCUGUCAGAUCUUCGUUUGUGAAAUAUCGAAUAGUGUUGCCUCAAGACAGGCCAGUCUCUUUAAAUCAACCUUACAGACAACUCUGGCUGGCUGCCAUGAUAGACCACAUCCACAACUGGCCAGACAGACAAACAGUAUUACCUGAGAACAUGCGACUGAAUUAUUUAACACAAUCCAGCGCAGACAGGCUCGCCUGUCGCACUAUUGUUUCAGGUGACAGUUAUGACACAUCAGAGCUGCUGCCACCAACGCUCACCAGAUGGGCAUGCUGAAAUAUUAACACGCGUGUCUACUGUCUAGAAGCAGACAACCAACGCUAAUAUCAUGUCACCUUUUGUUGAAGUCAUGUACAUUGUCUGUGUAAAGUACACUAACAUCACGCACCUCAGUGCACAGUGCUGUGUGUGGUUUUCAACAACACUAUUUGUGAGGAAACAAAAAAAAAUCAAAAGGUGUACAUCCCUUGCAAGGGUAAUGGUCACUACAUGCUCUAAACUACAUUAUUUCUGUAGAGAAUUGUAAUAUGUAGUAUUAUUACAUACCGUGUAUAAUGUGCUGCUGACCUAACAAUGUCGAGAGAGAGACAGACUUUAUUAAUCCCCAAGGGGACAUUGGCAGUGGCUGUGGUUCAUCAUCAUAAAUAACGUAUUGUUUCUAAUAUAGAGAGUCCAUCAGCACUGAAGGAAAAGGUAGUGAUGAAAUGUAUGUCCUCUCUCAGUACUAAAAUCUUUUGUCACUGUCAAGUUUUGAUGUCUGAGAUUGACUCGCACAAUGCCAGCAUGUGCUGUCCAGUGCUGUGAGUGCGCUUUUCAGUUCUAAAGACCUUAUAUCAGUGUCAUGUGUUGUGCCUUGACAUGUGUUGUGCCUUUGGCAUAAUGUCGA